AUGUUCGCGCUGGACUGCCAGGGCGUCGACCUGCGCGCCGCGGCGGGCCGGCUCGCGCUCGUGCAGCUCGCCUUCCGCAACGAGACGGGCAUCCACUGUUUCCUUUUUGACUACGUUCAGCUCGGGGAGACGGUCAAAGCCCUGAACCCAUUUCUGUCGAACAGCUGCUACAAAAUCGUCCACGACACGCAGACUUACGCGACAAUGUUUGCGCACAAGUAUGGGGUGAAGCUCCAGGGCGUCAUCGAUGCCCAGUGGGGCUACGAGACCCUCACCAACAAGUCUCUGUACUGCCAGACCGACAUCCUUGAGUGGUGUGCAGUCGCACCUCCAGGCUGGCACGACGAGUGCACAAAGAUGGAGCAGAACGAGAUGUGGUGGCUGAACAGACCGCUGGCGCAGACGGCCAUGAAGUUUGCCGUGCAGGGCGUCUGCAGCCUGUACGCCACCAGCCCCCCGCCCCAGCUGGCCUUCGCCUCCACCCAGCAAGCGCAGCUCAGGAUGGCCCUCGGCAGCGCCAACAAGGCCGUCGAGUCGGCCGAGUCCGCCCUUGCCAGCAUGGCGCGGCGCAAGCUCGCGGACCGCCCGGCCCUUGCCGCGACUCUGGACGAGGACCGCAUGGACGGCGGCAUCUCGGAACCGACCGGCUGCAGGCCGAGCUCCGGGCGGCUGAAGAGGACGUGA
This is a messenger RNA of Prorocentrum cordatum, 684 nucleotides long. The record is from the annotation of a GenBank genome assembly. NCBI's taxonomy places the organism in Eukaryota, Dinophyceae, Prorocentrales, Prorocentraceae.